Messenger RNA from Camelina sativa (false flax), 558 nucleotides. Lineage: Eukaryota; Viridiplantae; Streptophyta; Magnoliopsida; Brassicales; Brassicaceae. The record is from RefSeq and is a predicted model, not a curated record.
UUCAUUGCUGCUGUAAAUCUAUGCCUGAGUUCAACAACCUCGUGACGUUGUCUUUUGAGAGCCACGAGGAACGUGAUUGGCAAGUAUUGCCACUUCUGCUCCAGAAAUCUCCAAACCUAGAAACUCUAGUCGUUAAGGGUCUUGUGCACAAGAUUACAAAAGGAUGUGGGGAUGUAUGCGCUUGCAAACGUGUGAGGAAGAAGAGGAAGAAGAAAAUUAGUUGUUUAUUGUCGUGUGGAGUGAAGGUGCUAAAGGUUUAUGGGUAUGGAGGAAGUUGUAGAGAAUUGAAACAGAUGAGACAUUUCAUGGAGAAUUUGAGGUGUCUUGAAGUUGUGAAGGUUAAGGUUGAAGUUGAUAAGCAAGAUAAAAAGUACACCGAUGGCCUAAUGAAGCUCCUCCAGACAGCAGCUUCAAAAUGCAAGAUACAAUUCAUUUGAGUUGACUGUUUCAUUCAUUCACAUAUGAUAUGUGUGUCUUCUUUUUCUUUGGAUAUCCUCUCAUUCUUCUACUUUGAUGAAAGAUUUUAAUUAUUGUUACAAGGCAAUGCUUUUUUGAUAA